CGCAGUUAUGCGACCGCUUCCGAAGAGCGUAGUCGUCCUCGUGAAGGUUGUUCCUCAUUAAAAAAAACUCGUGUGUCAUUUCUCAAAAAAAAAAAAAUCCUUUUCUAUAAAAAAAAGAAUCAAAGUUUAAAAUCAACUUUUGUUUGUACACUGGUCGUUUUGGUUUUUUUUUUCUGUUUUUUUUAUCCUUUUGGUGAAGAAGCUUUAGUUUUUAUUUUUGGAGUUAUAUUGCAAUGCACUAUUUGAGUGAUAUAAGAUAUGUUGUUCAGGUUCACGUGUUUCUUUGGGUUAUGGAUUAUGUGUUGGGCAAGUGCUUUGAAAAAGGGGAAUGAUGAUAGUUUUUUAAUUCAUGUUUUAUGAUCGAUGCAAGUCCUGGAGAGAAAGGGUGUAGGGACAAUGGGCAAAAGAUGUGAUCGCGACAAAAUACGUCGCGACGACGACGACAACGACGUGACAGCCACGUGCCCUCAUCAGUUGGUUGUUGCCACUUGCUAGAAAUUAUAUACCCCUCUCGACAAUCGAUAAAACCCAUAUUGAUCCAAUUUUGCCAUUUUGUGAUACAUUUUAAGUGAAGAAAUAAGUGCAAUAGUUUUUGAAAACGAGUGGAAACUGUGGUGAUCGAAACUUGUGUAGAAAUUUGAAAAGUACUAAAAGUACUACUGUGUUUGGUAGUGGUAUUCUAAAUAAAAGUUCUUUAUUUUAUUUAGUAGAAUACAAAAAUUUGGUAUCAAUUCUUGUGGGACUUGGUUUGUGAUUGAAAGGUACUCUUCCGUCCGGUGUUUGUGUAAUAGGAAGAAUUCUUCCCUCUGGAUUAAAUGUUUCGUGUAGUUUUAAGCCAUCUACUUCCCUUUAGUGUCGUGCAAAUUUUCCAAAAAUAGUGAUUUUCGAAAAGAAAAGUGUUGUGACACAUCUGUUGAAACAAAAUGCUUCGUUUUUUUUGAAAACUAAGGACAGUUUUUCAAACUAAAGACAGUGAAGCAAAAGUCUUCUGAUACAGAUUGGACCUAGGGAUAGUUUGGAAUAGAGGUCCUCUAUUGGAAGACAGGAUCUUGGAAGACUUAGGAGGAUUAAUACUAGAGGUCCUCUACUGGAAUAUUAGAAGACCAGGGUCUUCUAUUUUGCUUUUUCGGUUAAGAAAAAAAAAUACCCCCGAGAAGUGGAAGAAAUAAAAAAGUGUGUUCAGUGAAAAACCGUGGUUUGAAGAGACGGGUGGCGUCGUGGAGGGGGGAGUAAUGCCGGUGAGGGUGGCGCAACGCCCCCCAGGUGGAAUAAUCCACGCCGGUGCACCGGUAGCGCCAGGCUCACUAGUGGGCCCAGGAACAUCGGGCCGUUGCCUCGGAGGACCCACGCCUGUUGGUUCUCCCCCAUUGGGCCUGGGGGGUGCUAAUCCAAACGCACCAAAUCCAUUGCAAGCGAUGGCAUCAGCUGCCGCAUCGCUGACACAAUUGAACAAUAUGGCAAAUGGGCCAUUACCACCAUUAGGCAGUGGACCAACGGGACCACCGAAUUUACCGCCACCACAACCGGCCACAACGCCAACACACGGCGGUCCUCCAACACCUCAUCAGGGAGUUAGUGGACCACAUUUAAAUGGUGCAUCGCCCAGUCCCCAUUCGAUGCCACCCCACGGUAUGAUGAGUAGUUCACCGCACGCGGCACAUCCUCAUAUGGGCGGUGGUGGACCAUCGCCUCAUCCUCAUCAUUCUGGACCACAUAUGGUUAGUUCACCGCAUCAUCCGGGUCCUCAUAUGGGUCCUGGUGGAAUGAUGGGUGGUCCCGGUAUGCAGCCUCAAGGUGGACCUGGGAUGUGUGCACCUGGUCCCGCUGGUCCAAUGGGACCGCAUCCUCAUCCUCAAGGACCUGGAAUUCCGGGUCAACCGCCCAUGCCCAACGAUCCAUUCUACUGCACACCGUUUGGCUCGCCGUUCUAUAGAUCGUUGCCUGUCCCCAGGAGGCACACACCAUUCAUGAACCAACCGGACUACCGACUCUAUGAGCUGAACAAGAGGUUACAGCAACGCACCGAGGAGAGCGAUAACCUUUGGUGGGAUGCAUUUGCAACUGAAUUUUUCGAAGAGGAUGCAACUUUAACUCUUGCGUUUUGUUUGGAGGAUGGACCGAAAAGAUACUCUAUAGGAAGAACAUUAAUACCAAGGUAUUUUCGUUCGAUAUUUGAGGGUGGAGUGACGGAACUUUACUAUAAUAUGAAGCAUCCGAAGGAGUCGUUUCACAAUACGAGUAUAACAUUAGACUGUGAUCACUGCGUUAUGGUCACGCAUCAUGCGAAACCAAUGUUCACAAAGGUGUGUACCGAGGGUAGGCUAGUUCUUGAAUUUACUUAUGACGAUCUCAUGAGGAUAAAGUCGUGGCAUAUGACGGUGAGAGCACAUCGAGAAUUCGUACCUAGAUCCAUGGUUGGAAUGCACUCGCAACAACAGGACCCGGCGUUAUUAGAUCAAAUUAGUAAAAACAUCACGAGGCAAGGGAUAACCAAUUCCACCCUCAAUUACCUUAGGUUAUGCGUGAUUCUAGAACCAAUGCAGGAGCUUAUGUCGAGGCAUAAAGCGUACGCAUUGUCGCCAAGAGAUUGCUUGAAGACAACCCUGUUCCAGAAGUGGCAGAGGAUGGUUGCCCCGCCGGGUAAGAGAGAGUCCCAAAGACCAGCCAGCAAAAGGAGAAAGCGAAAAGGCAGUACGUCGGGUCCUGGGAAUAACGCGCCUCCAGUUCCCAGUAAAAAACGAUCCCCAGGUCCAAAUUUCUCCCUAGCUUCUCAGGACGUGAUGGUGGUGGGUGAACCAUCGUUGAUGGGUGGCGAAUUUGGCGAUGAGGAUGAACGACUAAUAACAAGGCUGGAGAAUACACAAUAUGACGCGGCCAAUAGUUUAGAUCCUCAUAGUCACGAUACUCCUGGUGGACCACCUCCGCAUCCGCACCAAUUUCACUCUGAACCAACACCUGGCAAUUCCUGGCCACCGGAUCGUGGUCCAGGUCCUCCACAAGGAGGUCCCGGUAGUCAGGGAGUCCAGGGUUCUCAAGGUGGACAGGGUGCUGGAAUACAGGGAUCACAGGACACGAGUCAGCAACAGCAAGACAAGAAGAGCCCCGCGGUGAGCCAGUGAGGCCAGGAGUCCCCGCGCCCCCCCACCAGGGGGC
This is a messenger RNA of Leptopilina heterotoma, 3153 nucleotides long. RefSeq names its product LIM domain-binding protein 2 (gene Chi). Bases 1233 to 3119 code for a protein of 628 amino acids. Gene Ontology annotation, cellular component: transcription regulator complex; nucleus. The record is from RefSeq and is a predicted model, not a curated record. Lineage: Eukaryota; Metazoa; Arthropoda; Insecta; Hymenoptera; Figitidae. Gene Ontology annotation, biological process: nervous system development; negative regulation of transcription by RNA polymerase II; positive regulation of transcription by RNA polymerase II. Gene Ontology annotation, molecular function: LIM domain binding. The transcript has 9 exons.